This is a messenger RNA of Leptopilina heterotoma, 2743 nucleotides long. It is a transcript of the gene Cog3, whose product is annotated as conserved oligomeric Golgi complex subunit 3. Gene Ontology annotation, cellular component: membrane; cis-Golgi network; COG complex. The transcript is spliced from 3 exons. Bases 128 to 2554 code for a protein of 808 amino acids. The record is from RefSeq and is a predicted model, not a curated record. Lineage: Eukaryota; Metazoa; Arthropoda; Insecta; Hymenoptera; Figitidae. Gene Ontology annotation, biological process: intracellular protein transport; intra-Golgi vesicle-mediated transport; Golgi organization.
GCCUGCUUUUCGCCACGCAAGUAAUAACCUCAAAAUUCUAAAGUGUCAUUUUACUGUCAAAAUUUUUAUAAAUAAAAUAUUUUCUUUAGUAAAUAUUAAUUUAUUAAAUUCGCACAAAUGAGCGAAAAUGAGCAAUUCGAAAAUAGUUACUGACAAUUUAAUAAAAUGGGACGAUUCGUCGAUAAAUGCCCUCGCGCCAUUGACGAUAAAUCAAAAAGAAUGGUUAGAAAAUUUAGAGGAAGAAAUUUUAUUAUCUGAUUCUGUCAAUUUUAAUGAAACUCCCGAUAAAAGGAAUUUGGGAGAAAAUAAUCAUUUUAGUGGAACUGUCGAAAGAAUUGAGACUUGUCAAGAAUUAUUACAAUGCUAUACCGAAUUGGAGAAAAAAUAUAUUUUGGCAGAAGAUGCAAAGUACAUGACGUAUCUCAAGCAAUUAACGUGUCGUCGGGAGGAAUGUGACAAUCUACACUCGGAAAUUGGAAAAUCUUUGGCUGACUUUUCGACACUUUCGAAGCAAUACAGUUUAGUAUCGGGAAAAACAACAUCUUUGUACGAUGCAAGUGAACAAUUGAUUGCCGAUCAGGAGACAUUGAACACUUUAACGAAUAGUGUCGCGGAGUAUAUAAAAUAUUUCAAAGAAGUUGAUAUUAUCAUGGAUAAAUUAGACGCUCCAACACUUUCCGUUAACAGUGAAGUAUUCUUCAAUCUCAUCAACAAAAUCGACACGAACAUGGACUUUAUGCAAAAUAAUCCAACUUUUAAAGAGAGUGCAACCUAUUCGAUGAAAUAUCGUCAUUGCCAAUCCAAAGCAAUUACGUUAAUAACCAACUAUAUUUUCAAAUCUUUAGCAAAAGCUACGGAGAGCAUUUUAAAUUCCAAAACUGGAGGUUUAGAGGAAAAUUCCGACGCGACUUUGGCUUUGUUUUACGGUCGAUUCCAAACGACUCUACCAAAAGUGAAAUCAAUUAUCGAGAGGAUCGAAGCGAUGUCGUAUAAGCGACAAGAGUACGAUACACUUUUGACAGAAUGUCAUCAGUACUACUUAAGCCAAAGAGGAUUGGUUCUUGGACCGAGUGUUCAAAAGGCGUUGCAAUCAGUCAAGGAUAAAUGUAAUGGCGAUCAUUGUAGUCUUGUGCGACAUUCUUGUGCAUUACUCCUUCAUGCUUCCAUCGACGAACAUAGAUUAUUUUAUCAAUUUUUUACAAAAUUCUCGCCAAGUUUGACUGCUUAUUUAGAAGGUCUUUGCACAUCUCUCUACGAUACUUUACGACCAUUUAUCAUUCACAUCAAUCAUUUAGAAACUCUAGCCGAGAUUUGCUGUAUUCUCAGGAUAGAAAUGCUCGACGAGCAUGUACAAAAUAAUUUCGAACCUCUACAGGGCUUUGGAAAUAUUUGCCUCCAAUUGUUACACGACGUUCAGGAAAGAUUAGUCUUCCGUGCACAUUUAUAUUUACAAACGGAUGUCGCUGGUUAUAAACCGUCGCCUGGCGAUUUGUCAUAUCCGGAGAAAUUGAAAAUGAUGGAAGAAAUUGCCCAAUCGAUACGCGAAGAAACGAGGCAAAUUAAAUUAAAGAGAAUAUCGGUUUCGUCAAUGGAUAGUAAUAUUUCGGAGCCAAUUUCAAGAACACACUUGACAAUGGAUCCGUAUUAUCAGAGAAGUAAUAUGGGCAAUUCACCGGCUGAUCUUCAUGGAAUGUGGUAUCCGACAGUGAGAAGAACACUCGUUUGUUUAUCGAGACUUUAUCGAUGUGUUGACAGGCCUGUUUUUCAAUCUCUCAGUCAGGAGGCGAUUACUCUUUGCGUUCAGAGUAUCGAGGAGGCAAAACAACAAAUUCAAUCGCGAGCCACUCAAUUGGACGCUGAACUCUUUCAAAUCAAACAUCUUUUGAUUUUACGAGAACAAAUCGCACCCUUUCAGGUGGAUUUUACGGUCAAGGAAUACAGUCUGGAUUUCUCGAAAGUGAAAACAGCAGCUUUUGGAUUACUCGAGAAACGUUCGCGUCUGUUUACACUAUCUAACAAUGCCCUUUUGGAAUUUCUUUUAGAAGGCGCUCCUCAAAUGAAGGAGCAUUUGAUCGAUUCACGUAAACACGUGGACGCUAAACUUAAAUCCACUUGUCAAAGACUGAUUCAGUAUUCGACGAAUUUAUUAAUCGAACCAGUACUGAAAUUAUUGGAAAAAGCAAAGAUUACUGGUGAGAAUAAAAAUCCGGAAUUAGGAACUGCACAAGAUGUCGCCGCUUCUGUUAGCGAAGCAAUACGAUUGAUAAAAUUUAAAUUACCCGGUCUUCAACAAUCAAUGCAAUUAUAUUUAGCAAACAAAGAAACGGAAUGCAUUUUAUUUAGACCAAUUAAGAAUAAUAUUGUCGCUGCUUUUACGCAAUUAUUGCAAAUUUUAAAUACCUGUUAUAAUUCGGAAGAUCUUAUGUUAAUUGCCUGUCCAAUUCCAGAACAAAUUUCCGUAAUGUUAAGUUCAUCGAGUCUUAUUACACAGGGAAAAAUGAUUGAUCAAGAAAAACCGAAAUCUAGUGUCUCAAUGGAAAAAGAAGAAACGUGAAUUUGUGUGAGAGCUUUCAUUUUUUUAAUUAUAGGCGUUUGUAAAUAUUGUUUUUAAAUUGUUCGCAAUAUAGAGUAUUUUUUACUGUAAAAAAAAGAUGAUGUAAAUAUAAAAACUGCAGUGUACAGUUUCAUGGUGUAAAUGAUAAUUUAUACAGGAGAGAAAAUUAUUAAAGCUGAAUAUUAAAAA